This is a messenger RNA of Punica granatum (pomegranate), 2870 nucleotides long. The record is from RefSeq and is a predicted model, not a curated record. Lineage: Eukaryota; Viridiplantae; Streptophyta; Magnoliopsida; Myrtales; Lythraceae.
GUCUCCUGAUCUAAGGAGAAGAGAGGCAGAGAGAUUUCAUUAAAGAGAGAUCGUAAAUCCCACUUAGAUCCACGAUAUUCAUACUUAGCAAAAUGGUAUUUCCGAUUCCAAAAAGAGAUUUUCGGCAAGUUCUCUUUCUGGCCGUCAUAUUAACUGUCGUGAGUUUGGUAACCGCUGCCUCAUCCAACUGCCAGACAACCUGCGGCAACGUUACCAUCCCGUACCCAUUCGGCACGGCCCCGGGAUGCUACCUGAACCGGUACUUCUACGUUAGCUGCAACGACUCUGCCCCGGGUGGCCCCACGCCUCUACUCUGGAGCACGCCGUCCAUCGAGGUCCUCUCCAUCUCCCUCUCUGGGGAGCUCCGUGUGAAUACGUAUAUCGGCACGGACUGCUACACCCAGUCAGGCGCCCGGCGGCUCCCUGUCAAGGCCUACGCAAUCCUCCCCGCGUUCCCCUUUUCCACCACCAAGAACAAGUUCACCGCUGUUGGCUGUGACACCUUAGCCAUGACAAAUGGAGAUGAUUUCUCAAGCGGAUGCUUGUCCCGCUGCAGCGUGAACAGUAGCAUCACCGAGGGGACGUGCAAUGGGAUCGGCUGCUGUCAGACAGCUGUCCCGAAGAUGCUGUUGAACUACAACGCGAGCGUGUCCAGCUUCCGGAACCACACCCAGGUCUGGAGCUUCAAUCCCUGCAGUUACGCAUUCAUAACAGAAACAGAUUCGUUUAACUUUACGAGGGAGGAUCUUAGCGGUAUGAGGAACUGGACUCGUGUUCCUUCUGUGCUUGAUUGGUCCAUCUGGAAUCAGACUUGCCAAGAGUCUCAGAAGGAUCCGUCUACUUCCGUUUGCAAGGCAAACAGUGAGUGUUUCGAUCAUGAAGAUAUUCGUGGGUACCGUUGCAACUGCUCUGCAGGUUACCGGGGGAAUCCUUAUAUUUCUGAUGGCUGUCAAGAUAUCGAUGAAUGCGCAAAUCCUGAGGAUAACCAGUGUGAAAAGGAUUGCCACAACACGCCAGGCAAUUACACAUGCUCCUGCCCGAACGGUUACCAUGGGGAUGGCAGAAGAGAUGGAGAAGGAUGCAUUGUUGACCAGUCCCAUGUCAUCAAGAUUGUGGUUGGUGUUGGUGUCGGAUUCACAGUUCUACUCUUCAUGAGCGGGUUUCUUUACUUCGGAAUCAGGAGAAGGAAGCUGAUGAGGUUGAAAGAGAAGUAUUUCCAGCAAAAUGGCGGAUUAUUGCUGCAGCAACAGCUCCAUCAACGCGAUGGGCGUACAAGUACCAUGAGAAUUUUCACUGCUGAAGAGUUACUGAAAGCCACUGACAACUAUGCCGAGAAUCGAAUUGUAGGUCGGGGAGGAUAUGGGACGGUCUACAAGGGGAUGUUACCGAACGACAUAGUCAUUGCCAUUAAGAAGUCCAAACUGAUGGACCAGAACCAGAUCGAGCAAUUCAUCAAUGAGGUGAUUGUUCUCUCACAGAUUAAUCACAGGAACGUUGUGAAGCUGUUAGGCUGCUGCCUGGAGACCGAAGUGCCACUACUAGUCUACGAGUUUGUAGGCAACGGGACACUUUUCGAGCACAUUCAUGGUCAAACCAAGGACCCGAAGCUGUCCUGGGAAACCCGUUUAAGAAUCGCCGCGGAGACUGCAGGGGUGCUAUCGUACCUCCACGCAGCGGCUUCUGUCCCAAUAAUCCAUCGGGAUAUUAAAUCCACGAACAUACUCCUUGAUGAAAACUGCAUUGCUAAAGUGUCCGAUUUCGGGGCCUCGAGGUUGGUCCCGCUGGACCAUACACAGCUGUACACGAUGGUCCAGGGCACCCUCGGGUAUUUGGACCCUGAGUACCUCCACACGAACACACUGACAGAGAAGAGCGAUGUCUACAGCUUUGGAGUAGUCCUGGUUGAGCUUCUGACGGGGAAAAAGGCGCUCUCCUUUGACCGGCCUGAGGAAGAGCGGAGCCUAGCGAUGCACUUCCUUCAUGCAUUGAAGGAGGAUCGGUUGUUUCAGAUAGUCGAGGAUUGUAUUUUAAGUGAGAAUAACACAGAGCAGCUGAGGGGAGUCGCAGGACUCGCAAAGAAGUGCCUGAGGGUAAAAGGAGAGGAGAGACCGAGCAUGACUGAGGUGGCAAUGGAGCUAGAGGGAUUGAGGGCAAUGGGGAAUCAUCCGUGGGUGAGCAUCGAGUUGGGCAUGGAAGGGGAGACCGCGAAUCUGCUUGGAAAAGAGAGACCGGAGUCUUUGAUGAGUUAUACUGAGAGCAGGGAUAUGAGCUUAGUGUGUGAUAGUAACAGUAUGAGGAAUCAGCAGAUAUCCCCUGUGAAUAAUGGGAGAUAGAUAUAUAGAUCCUAAGAAGCAAUGGGGAAAUGCUUAUGCGCGGUUGAAAUUCAUUGCUUUCCGUUUUGGUACUCUGUAUAGUUGUGUUCUGGAAGAUUGGAAAUUAGCAAUAUGUCAUUAUUAUACUACAGUGUGACAGUAGAAUCACUUUGUUGAGAAACUGUUCGAUUUGUGUCUGGUGCUUUUGUUUCGACUUCUUCAACGCUACGGCUGUCCUUUAUUGGACCAUCUCAUAUCCUUCUCAGCCAAGAGUUUGGAUUUCCCAGUAAUUGUCUGUGGCCUUCCUUAGCUCUUCGUUUGUAGAUGAUCAUUGUGUUGCUUCUAGUGGACCAUCGAGGUCCCUGGAUUGUUCUUGUGACAACGAACCACCAAUUUUGCUUGAAAUACUUUUCUUUGGCAACAACCGAAGCCUUCACUGAACCUUAAGCUCCGUUUAGGACUCUAAUAGCAGCGUGAGUGUUGCAUUCAUUCAUGGCAAAUCUGUUUGGAGUUGUGAAGAAGGAAAGCGCUGGUUAACUUUUCAAAGUAGUGCUUAGA